AUAUUGAGUCUCGCACACAAGGAGGGAAAAAUAACUUUUCGAACUGCUGGCAAAAUUUGUUUUUUCUUUCUGUUUGUUCUUUUGGUUUUGAUUCACAUAGAUUAGAGACCUUUACCUGGAAGUGUACAAAGAAGCAGACUGCUCAUUCUCGUUGUAUCACUUGAAAAUACAGACUUAUGGAUAUUUAGUCAGGGACAUAAAAAUUCAAGUCAGAAACGAACGGAAGUCGCCAAAGUUUUUUCUUUCCCAGGCGAAAGGUGCUGCUCAUCGUCAUCAGUCAUUAACUAAACGGGCUUCAUGGAACAUUGAGGGCUCAUAAAUGGAAAUAUGGCAUGAAAAUUAAAGAAACAGUGUGAUAUAGCAAGGGAUUUAGUAAUAUGUCGCGAAAUAGUAAAAGGCAUAGCUCGAACCGUGGUUCAACAGGAUCGGAAAUCGCUCGCUCCACUCUUAAAGUUUUUCUUUCAAAUGGCGAUUCAAGAUCUGUUAAAUGUGGUGAAGCUACUGACAUAAAGGGCAUUGUACACCUUGUGAUUGGUAGCCUUGGAGCCGAUCCUAUUGUUAUUGGUGAUCAUUAUGGUAUCAUGCUUCAGCAUGUCAACAGUGACGAGUCAUUUUGGUUGAACUGUAAGUCUACUGUGGCAGAAGUGCGUGGUAAACAUGAGGCUCUUUAUCCAGCAGAUGAGUGGAAGUACUUGUUGAGAGUCAGGUAUCUUCCCGUUAGCUACAAGGAAUUGUACCAAACAGAUAAAGUCACUUUUUUCUAUUUUUAUGAUCAGGUCAAAAAUGACUAUCUUCAACAUAAGAGUGAUACUCAUGAUCAUGAAACUGCAUUUAGAUUAGGAGCACUAGAAAUGCGACGUUACUUCAAGGAUAUGCCACAAAUUGCACUUGACAAGAAAUCUAAUUUUGAAUAUAUAGAGAAAGAAGUAGGGCUUACCAAAUUCAUUCCUAAAGUAGUUUUAGACAACAUGAAGUCCAAAGUCCUGCGUAAAACCAUUCAUGGCUACUUCAAACAAUAUGCMAGUCUGACUGAAGAGGAAUGUUGCUGUAAAUUUUUUGAUCUGUUAUCUCAAAUUUAUCGAUUUGAUGUGGAAACCUUCAAAUGCUCAUUAGGGACUGGUUGGUCAAUAGCUGUUGAUGUAGUUAUUGGACCUAAGGAUGGCAUUAGUUACAGGGCUGAACAGGGUUCCAUUAUAACUCACAUGGCCAGUUUUAACCAAAUUCAGUCAAUCUCAGUCACAAGGAUACCACUUAUUCCAACACCUGUACAGACAGACAAACAGAAAGCUACUGUCAGUUUGAAAGUCUCUGUUGCUGCUGAGCCACUUGUAUUUACAACAUCCUCCAUUGCCAAGGCUGAAGAAAUGGCAGAUCUAAUUGACAAUUACUGUAUGAUAAUUGGUGGAAGCAAUCAUUCAUUAGUUUUCAAAAGACUGGAUCCAGACAGAACUCUUCCUUCAAUCCCAAAAGAGGAGAUAAAAAGUCAUCCACCAUUGAGUCAGACACUGAGUGGCAGUAAGCAGAACAUCACUCCAACAAACAGUGUGCCCGAGAAACGAGGAUCAAGAAGUUCCAUGGGAAGUUUAGGAAAGAAAAAUACAGAGUUUGAUGAUUAUGCUGAAAUUGUAGAUGAUGAUGAUUAUGCAGACCCCAUGGCAGCACUUCCCCUUCACAGUGUAUGGUAUCAAAAAGCCAAAGAUUAUGAAAUCCCAAGGGAUAUGAUAACUCUUGGACAAACUAUAGGACAUGGUCAGUUUGGUGAUGUUCAUCGCGGUACAUACCAAACAGCUGCUGACACAUCAGUUGCUGUUGCGAUCAAAACUUGUAAAAGCCCUGAAAGUAGAGAGAAGUUUUUGGAAGAAGCUUAUAUCAUGAAGCAGUUUGACCACCCACAUAUUAUAAAACUGAUCGGUGUCUGCAUGGAUGAGAACUUCUUUAUCGUUAUGGAGCUUGCAACGUAUGGUGAGAUGAGGAGCUACCUGCAAAAGCACCAUAAUCAGAUAAAUCUUGAAACCUUGCUUAAUUACAUCUUUCAACUCAGUACUGCGUUGUCUUACUUAGAAAGUAAAAAUUUUGUGCAUCGUGACAUUGCAGCAAGAAAUGUACUUGUCUGUUCACAUAAGUGUGUUAAACUGGCUGACUUUGGCCUUUCAAGAUGGAUAGAAGAACAGGCUUAUUACAAAGCUUCAAAAGGCAAGUUACCCAUCAAGUGGAUGGCACCAGAGUCAAUUAACUUUAGACGAUUCACCUCUGCUAGUGAUGCUUGGAUGUUUGGUGUUUGUAUUUGGGAGAUAUUAAUGUGUGGAGUGAAGCCAUUCCAAGGAGUAAAAAAUAACGAAGUCAUUGGUAAAAUUGAACAAGGUGAACGUCUUGCUCUUCCACCAAACUGUCCUCCAGCUUUGUAUCACAUGAUGACAGAAUGUUGGUCUUAUGAGCCGACAAAACGUCCUUCAUUUCAAGAUAUCAAGACCAGGUUAAGUGUUAUUGUCCAAGAAGAAAGAUUCCAAGCAGAAGAGAGGAUGAGAAGAGAAUCAAGAAGAAUAAUUGCCAUGUCAAUCGGUUCAGCUGAUGGCAUUGCUCCACCCAAACCAAUGCGACCGGGAAUAUCUCCUCUAGCCACACCUGUAUCAACCGGGGCAACAACAUUUGACAGCAGUCAAGGUCUUACCAGCCCUAGAGGUUAUCCUUAUCUACGGCAAGAAUCAGGAUCACCCAGAUCACCUUCCUCACCACGCUCACCUACUUCACCAAAUAGUCACACCUUACCACGAUCUCACAAAUCGUUCCACGAAUCUAGCGGAAUACGAUCAUUAUCAUAUCAACAACCCUCACGGCAUUCUGUUAGCGGUAGCAACACUUUGCCUCGAAAUUAUAAGCCUUUGAGUCCGAUUGCUAGUCCUACAGAUGUGACGUCACCAACAGGAAUGACAUUACCGACUGCCGAAGAUCAAGCCCGAAUAGAAGAAGAAGAAAGAAAAGAAAUGGAACAAUUAGAACAACAGAUCAUCAAUAAAAGACUAACACAACAACGACUUGAUUCCGUGGCUGAUGGUAAAUGGCUUGAACAGGAGGAGAUGAAUAUAGAACUACCUCGAUCGCCCGUGUUGUCACCAAAGAGUGCAUCACAGCAGCUUCCAUCUCCAGACGAGGUGCUGUCGUCUACCGUGGAGUCGUAUAACCCUCAGGGCGUGGCCUCAAUUGUCAAACAAGGGAACCUGUCUAAAGAAUAUCAUGGUACAUCAAGUAGAGCAGUGAUUCCUCAAGCGGCAACUAUUGGUGAAGACGUCACAGGUAAUGGUCAAGAAUCCAAGAAAAGAACUCCCAAUAAACCACGCGACACGAAUGAAGAUAGGUCAAGUGAUAAAGUAUUUCUUAAUACAACAUCCGUUGUUCAGUCAGUAAUCGAUCUUAAUACUGGGCUACCGUACUCGAGAUGUGAGGAAUACCCGAAGUUCGUCAAGAGUAUCGGAGUAGCAUUGAGGGGUCUUCUUUCAGAGGUCGAUAACGAAAUUCAUGAUCUUCCAGCUAACUCUCACAAAGAGAUUGAAAUGGCGCACAAAGUGUUAUCAGCGGACAUGGCGGAGCUAAUUAAUGCGAUGAAACUUGCUCAAAAAUACAGCACAACAACAUUAGAUCAAGAAUACAGAAGGGGUAUGCUAUCAGCAGGUCACGUGCUAGCUGUAGAUGCAAAGCAUCUGUUUGAUGUAGUUGACACUGCAAGACGACUUAAAAGUGCUUUAAACAUUGAUGACAAAUAGGACCAAAUAGAUCGCUCGCCGGCUUUAAGAAACAAAAACAGUAGUUUACUCGCAACGUAAAGUUGUAAGCCGUUUAUACAUGCAGAAAAUGACAUUAGAGAAGAAACAAUUAGCUACGGACAUUUCACAAAUUUCAAGAAAGGCAAUUUCUCAUCAGUAGACAAUUGUGAACGCUCAUAGCAUSGGACUGUUAACCACAGUGCUUCUUGGAACAAAAUGGCUUUAUCGUUCCCAGGGUUAUUUCGGUCGCCUCUCAUACAUGACGCUUUGAGGGAAGACGACAUUUUGUGGGUUUAUAAAUUAAAAUGGACUACAAAUACA
This is a messenger RNA of Exaiptasia diaphana, 4079 nucleotides long. Its product is annotated as focal adhesion kinase 1. Lineage: Eukaryota; Metazoa; Cnidaria; Anthozoa; Actiniaria; Aiptasiidae. The record is from RefSeq and is a predicted model, not a curated record. Gene Ontology annotation, cellular component: cytoskeleton; focal adhesion. Gene Ontology annotation, biological process: signal complex assembly; protein phosphorylation. Gene Ontology annotation, molecular function: ATP binding; protein tyrosine kinase activity. The transcript is spliced from 30 exons. Bases 378 to 3758 code for a protein of 1126 amino acids.